Toxotes jaculatrix (banded archerfish) is the source of this 1708-nucleotide messenger RNA. RefSeq names its product UBX domain protein 11 (gene ubxn11). The transcript is spliced from 14 exons. Gene Ontology annotation, biological process: proteasome-mediated ubiquitin-dependent protein catabolic process. Bases 1 to 1482 code for a protein of 493 amino acids. Gene Ontology annotation, molecular function: ubiquitin binding. Lineage: Eukaryota; Metazoa; Chordata; Actinopteri; Toxotidae. The record is from RefSeq and is a predicted model, not a curated record.
AUGAGCUCACCUUUGUCCAUGUUGAAGAAAACAAGGCGCACUCCACUGCAGAGCCCUCUGGGUGAGCAAUGGGGCAGACAAAAGGUGCCUUUCAGGAGGAAUCUGUUCAAAGAAUUUCAGGCAGCGUUGGUUGAUGGUAACGAUGACGAUGAUGAUGAUGAGUCAUCUGAUCCAAAUCCUCCCCAACGCUCUCGCCCUCCAGCCAGCGACGCCUCCACUUCAAAGUCAAAGGCCCCGUUAAAGAAAAGUGCUCCACCGAGUGACUUUGAGCUCAUGUCUGCCAUGAUGCAGCGGGUGACCCUGCUGGAGAAAACAGUGAGGAGCCAAGCGCGGGAGAUCGAGUGCAAGAAUAAAAAGAUCUCUGUUUUGGAGGAGAAGCUGAGGAUUCAGAAAGAAUCAGAGAGUGCACAUGAUCUGAGUGGCAGAGAUGAUCUUGAAAGAAGGUGCCAGCAACUGCAGAAUCAAGUGCAUGAAAUGGAGGGCUUUCUAAAUGACUAUGGUUUGAUCUGGGUGGGAGAUGAGGAGAACAGUGACUCAGCUGGGUGUGAACAGACACACAGCUCAGGCACCUCCAGGGUCAAGGGUUUCCAUAUGAACUUUGACCUUGUGCUGCAGAGGAUCAGGGAGCUGAACAUACUCGCAGGGGAGGGAGAGUCUUAUGUGCAAUCGACAGCCACGGGGGCACAGCUGGCGAAAAAGGAUCCCAUUCAACUGAGGCUUUACUGCAACGGCAUUGUCAUGUUUGAUGGUCCUUUCCGCUCUUAUCAGGAGCAAAGCACCCAGCAGUGCAUGCAAGAUCUGAUGGACGGGUAUUUUCCAUCUGAGCUUCAGGAAAGAUUUCCAGAUGGUGUUCCCUUUGAGGUUCAUGACUUGCGAGAGGAGGAAUUUAUCUUCAGGCUACCGUGGGAUAAAUUUCCUGGUGAAGGACAGGCUGUCUGUGGGGGGAAAGAUGGAUCAUCAGAUGUUGCCAGCUAUCAAAUACCUGGCAAGAAACAGACCAUGGAUCAGUUCCUCAACAGGCUGCCAAAGAGGGUGGUCAAGGCUGGUCGAGUGAUUGAUAUCAGGGACUCAUUGAGAGCAGCCCUGCAGGGUUCAUCUGAAGCCCAGAGCAGUGACUCCGUGAUCCUCAUAGACACAGCAGCACUACGGGCGAUGAAAGAGAAGCUGCAGACGUUCAGCUCUGAGCGGCCGUCGUCAGCCCACAAUGUCAUCACGCUCAAGGUGAAGUCCGAGGAUGGGAAUCAUACUUACAUCUUGAAAAUGUGCUUCUCUGAAACAGUUGGCCACCUGCGACAAUAUCUGGACAAGCACAGAGGCGGAGGUCUCCCUGGUUAUGACAUCAUCAGCUCGUAUCCACGGGGCUGCUAUGACGACAACAGCAGGACGCUCCGAUCGUACGGACUCACCACUAAUGCUACCCUGCUGCUGCGGAAGAGAGAACACCUUCACUCAUUGGCCGGAGCCAAACAAAUGAACCCGUAAAAAGUUACGUCAGACUUUACACCAUACAGAGGGUUCCAACUUUUUCUCUUGCGAUACCAGUUCCAGUACCUCACCUCAGGGUAUCUGCUGAUACCUCGUGGUGUUCUGCACAGAGAGAAUAAAAAUACUGCAGUUAAAAAAAAAAUAAAUUAAAAAAAAAAUGACAGUGAAAUCAAAUGAAAUUGGAAACAAAUAAAACCGAAACAGAAUGUUUGAAUGAAAAUCU